Molecule: messenger RNA, 5247 nt
Organism: Panonychus citri (citrus red mite)
Lineage: Eukaryota; Metazoa; Arthropoda; Arachnida; Trombidiformes; Tetranychidae
Exons: 9
Coding region: 509-5092 (1527 amino acids)
Biological process (GO): protein phosphorylation
Molecular function (GO): protein serine/threonine kinase activity; ATP binding
Source: RefSeq, a predicted model, not a curated record
GAAAUUUAUGAUUUAAUAGAAUAAUAAGAUGAUGAUGAUUAAGAAGAAGAAGAAGAUUAGAAGAUUUCGAGAAGAUAAAAGGAGUGAGUUAUUAAUACCAAAGAUUUUGACAGAAUUUUUCUCCAUCUCCUCGAAUGUAACCAGAAGUGUUCGUAUGAGCCAAGAACUAUUUUUACAGCGAAUAGACUUGCGAUCUUGUGUCUUCCUCUUUCGAAAUUAUCUUCAUCUUCUAUUAUCAUCUUCAUCCUCAUCUUUCUCUCAUUAACAUGUUGUUUCAUCUUCUCUCUCAACUCAUCCACUAAGAUGGAAGAAGAAAAAAAAACAUCGUAUUAACUGUUUCCUUUGAUUUCUUUUCGUGAUUCUUGUUGAUAGUUUUCGAGAUUUUUUUCUCUCGAAUUUCAAUUUCUUUUAAUAUCCAUCAAGUGAUCAAUUGUUAAUUGUUCCUGUGACCUGUCAUCUAGAUUUUGUGCCUGUGAGAGUUUUAAUUGGUUGAUUAUUGAUCAUCAUCAUGAUUACCCUUAAGUCAAGGGUUGUCACCCCUUCGGGUGAUAGUGGAAGUGGUAAUAAGUUCACCAGUGAUUAUUUGACCUCAUCAUCGUCUUCACCUUUCUCGAAUCGACUUUACUUUACUGGUGUUGGUCAACGUCCGACAAGUUCAACGUCUUUCUAUUCAAAGGGUCGCCUUUUGGCCUCAUCGUCGGUUGAAAGGCUUAACCGGUCAGAAAGUCCACCUCCGUCCGCUUUUCGAGGUGGAUCAAGUUGGGAUUUACGAAGUUCAUCUCCCAUGAGGCGAGUUAAACCUUCACCUCAUCGUAAUCCAUCAGUUGAUAGACUUCGAAGGCUUGACCAUCAUUCAAGUUACCGGUCAAUUUCUCGUGAUGAAUUAAAUUCAAUCGAUUCAACGGUUACCUCAGGUGCCACUGGACUUUCUAACCUUCAUCCUCCCUCAUCCUCGACAAUGGAAAGACGUAACAUGAUCUUAUCCAAUUUCCAUCGGAAUUUACCUCCGACCGGACUUUCGUCAACAUCUUCAACCUUCAUUGGUCAUCAUUCACACCAUGGUCAUCAUGGUAAUCACCCUAACCUUCAUCCUCGAAGUAAUUUUGCCGCCUCACGGAGCAAUUUGACCACAUCUUCAGCCUCACCUUCAAUCUCAACUCGUUCCCAUUGGCCAACAUCGGGAUUGGAGUUUUUCAGGCCCAGAAUCAGAGAUCGACCUUCGUUAGCGUCAAUCAAAACAACUUUAAAAGGUAAACAACUGAUUAAACCUUCAUCUGGAUCAUCUUCAUCUCGAUACAUUAGACCAACACCAUCGACAUCAUUGUCAACAACAACAUCAUCUCCAAGUGACGCAACUCUUUCUCGAUAUCGUCAUGUGAUCAAAUUUCGUGAAUUUCAUAUCGAUGAACCUUUGACCAAAAGGAAAGCUUCAAUUUCCUGGGAUCUUCCCUUGGAACCAAUCAGCUCAUCGUCAAGUUACAAUUCAAAAUCAAGUGGAAAUUCACAGAAUUCACCACAUUCACCAACCUCUCGACAAUCAACCCCAGAAAUAGAUCAAAGGAAAACACCAGAUGAUAAUAAGUCUAAACUGUCAUCUUCAUCUUCCUCAUCAUCACCUUCCCAACCCUUAAUCGAAAGGAAAAAUUCAGUUUCCCGUUCACUUGACGAUCGAUCAUGUAAACUUAAAAUUCCCAAAUUAGAGAUAACUCCUGAUUCACUUUCAGGUCAAUUAUCAUCACCCGAUGUAAUUGAAUUACCCAAACCAGUAAGUCCGCUUCGAGUUCACUUUGAAGUGUCAAUUUCCCGUCUUGAAUUUAUUCCCGUUCCCAAUGAUCAACCAAACCAAGAAGCAAAUUCAUUUGAGGUUAAUGUGAUUAUCCCUCUCAAAUCUAAAUCCAAAUCUCCAGAUCCUUCGAUGCCAAAAUCCCAAUUAGUUGAUUGUAAUAAAUCAAUUUUAACAAACCAACUAAACCAAAAUAUUGUUAACAAAUCGAUAUCUCCUAAAAUAACUUGUUCCCCACCACAAACACCGCAAACACCACCAACAACAACACUUUCCACUCCAUCAUCUUCCCGAAUGGUUCCUCUACCUCCUUCACACUCUCUGUCAAUUUCCCCCAAAAAUGAGAAUGAUAAAGUGAUCACUACACUUGCACCUUCUCCACCACCACCACCGACAAUAACCUCAUCUUCCUCUUCUUCUUCUUCUUCUUCCUCCUCUUUACCCCCUCUCAAGCUUCCCAAAGGUCGAACCAAACCUCCAAGUGACAAAGAUCGUCCACCAACCUCACGUCCCUUGGCGGGUAAACAAAACUAUCACAGGAAACCAUCUUCUCCUGAUCCAACCCGCUCCUCACCAGUCGAUUCCCCAAUCUCAUCUCGACCACCUUCACCUUCACCCACCUUCAUAUCAACCAUAGAGGAAAAAAGUCGUAAAAUUUUAUCCAAAUCGAAAUCAGGUUCAACAAGCCCAAACCUAACGGGAUCGAUAACAAAUCUAAAUACAACCAACAGUAAACUUCAACCAAACGAAUUGAAAAUCAACAAUAGCUCAUCACAAGCAUCAUCUUCACCAUCAUCGACAACUUCAUCAGUACGAAGUGUUGUCAGUCCACGACAAGAGUUAAAACUGUCAAAGGGAAUAACUAAUUCCAGUUCAUCUGGAGUAAACUUGUCAUCCAACAAUUCAUCACCAUCCAAACUAUCUCCAUCAUCUUCAGUAACAGGAACAACAACAACAACAACAACAUCACCAUCAACCUCAACCUCAACAUCCACAACAAAAACACCGAUAUCUUGCCAUUCAUCAUCUCAAGUAACUUUUCCCUGUGAAACUGAAGCCAAGAGCAAAGGCCUCAUCCUUAAAAUCAGCAAGGAAACUGAAGAGACUAAAAAAAGAUCGUUAACACCCAAUCAACCUAACAAUAGAUCGUCAAGUCCUAAUUUACCAUUGGCUUCAUCCUCUUCUCCAUCAACACCACCACCACAAUCACAACCACAAACUUUAAAUCAGGUUAAUUCAGUUGGAUCUGAUUCAUCAAAGGUUGAACCAACUCACAAGAAAAUGAGUCCACCAUCAACACCACCAGUAACUUGCCGUUCAUCACCCAUGGUAAAAACAUCAACAGAUGAAGUGAAAUUAAGUCUCAAUCUACCAAUUGCCUCUAAAAGUUCAAGUAUCUCACCUAAAUCAACAUCACCAGUUAACAUGAAUCCAACAAUUAACUCAAAAUUAACCAAGAAUCAAGUCAAUUCUAAAUCAACUUCUUGUCCACCAACACCAACUGAAACUUUACCUUCUUAUGUGGUCAAGGUGAAAACCUCAUCAACUGGACCUAAGGGAAUGACUGGUGAUAAACAAUCAAUUUUACCAAAAAGUAAUAAAAUUAAAUCAACUACAAUUAAAGGGUCAACAGAUAAGGUUAAUUCAAUUGCCAAUGAAAGUUUAAUUUCAUCUGAUCAUUUACCUGGAUCACCAUCAUCGUCCACAGUUAAUCCAGUUAAAUUGGUUAAAAAAUCAUCAACUGAUUCUGCUCAAUCAACAAUUAAGCAACAAUCAAGUGGGUCUAGAAGUCCAUCAAUUAAUCUAAUUGAAAAGAAAAUGGAUCCUAAAUCAUCAAAGAAAAGUACAACUUGUGAACUUGAUAAAAGUAAUCAAAGUAAAUCACAAUCAAAGGAAAACAAUCAAGAAGCAACAAUCAAAGAAGCCGAAAAAUUAAACAAAUCAAUUAAUAAAAUCAACGAGAAGGUGAAAAUUGUUGAACAAUUAAAAUCUACAAUUGAAUCAGUUGAUAAAUCAAGAGAUGAGGUUAAAGUUGACAAAUUGAUGAAAAUGUCAAAGAAAUUGAGUGUCAAAGGUAAACCAGAAGACUCCAAGGUGAAAGAUGAAACAAUUAAGCAACAAUUAAAUGGAACAAUCAACAAUCAAGACUCUAAACCAGACAAGAAUCAAAUUAAUCAACAAAAUGCUACAAAAAAUGAUGCUGAUCGAAUCACUAAAUUGCUGGUUAAUGGCGGAAAUUCAGAGGAACCAAGUUUAAUCGAAGAUCAGAAAAAGGAGCGGAAACGAAUUCGAUUCCGGACUUAUACUAUGGACGAUUUCGAGUUACGAAAAGUUCUUGGCCGAGGAAGUUUUGGAAAAGUUUAUCUCGCACAAUUAAAAGAUCAUCAUGACGUUUUCUUUGCAAUUAAGUUCCUCAAGAAACACGUUGUCAUCGAAGACGAUGAUCUCGAAAGCAUUAUGGUCGAGCGAAAGGUUCUAGCGCUCGGGGUCAAGCACCCGUUCAUUUGUAAAUUAUUUUGUACAUUUCAAACUCGAGGAAUGGUUUGUUUUGUGAUGGAGUUUUUAGCCGGAGGGGAUUUAAUGUUCCAUGUUCAAAGUUGUGGACGAUUUCCUGAAGACAGAGCAAGGUUUUAUGCCGCUGAAAUUGUUUCCGCUCUCAACUUUUUGCACAGUCGUUAUAUUAUCUACAGAGACCUUAAAUUGGACAAUAUUUUACUAGAUUCUGAAGGUCACAUACGAUUAGUCGACUUCGGGAUGUGCCAAUGUCACAUAUGGAAAGAGGAAUGUCUUCCGUCCAAUUUUUGUGGAACUCCUGAAUAUAUGGCCCCUGAGAUAAUUAAAGGUGUCCAGUAUAAUCAAGCAGUCGAUUGGUGGUCAUUUGGUGUAUUACUUUACGAAAUGAUCGUCGGCGAUUCGCCGUUCAAAGCAACCGACGAAGAUGAACUUUUAUGGAACGUUUGUUAUGAGAAAGUUCGUAUUCCUCUUUUCGUUAGUUCGAAUGCUCAAAGUAUUAUUCUAAACUUAUUAGAACACGAUCCUGCUGAGAGACUGGGAAUGCCGACCAGUUCUAAAGGUGAUAUAAGGAGUCAAAAAUUUUUCGAAACAAUUAAUUGGGAUGCAAUUAAUUCCGGCAAAAUUAAGCCUCCCUUUUUACCCACUCUGAAACAUUCAUCUGAUACUUGCUACUUUGAUCGGGAAUUCACCGAAAUGAGGCCAGUUCUAACCCCGAUCGAUGAUUAUACCGUUGAAAGUGUGGACCAUGAAUUGUUUUUCGGAUUUGAUUACACUAAUCCAAAUAUGACCGAUUAAUUAUUGUUCAAGUUUUCGAGUUCCAAACACAAUCAAAUGGAUUAAUUAAAAAGAAUUUUAAUUUUCUCAAUAAACUUAAUCAACUCAUAUAUUAUAUAAUUAACCAACAAUAUACAUAUAAAUAAAUAUUUAAAUUCUUAAUAUUUAACCACUUA